UCUCUCAAUCAUUUUAUAUUCUUGAAGAGAGUUGAAAAACAUGUCAUCUUCAUCGCAAGCUAUGCUUCAAAGAUCGGAUUCAAUUGCUGACAAAAUGCCUGAUGCAUUGAAACAAAGCCGGUACCACAUGAAGAGAUGUUUUGCCAGCUUUGUUGGAGGAGGAAAGAAGCUAAUGAAGCGUGAGCAUUUGAUGAAUGAGAUAGAGAAAUGUAUAGAAGAUAGCGGUGAACGCAGUAAGAUCCUUGAGGGACUGUUUGGUUACAUUCUCACUUGUACUCAGGAAGCGGCAGUGGUUCCACCGUUUGUUGCAUUAGCUGCAAGGCCAAAUCCUGGUUUCUGGGAAUAUGUUAAAGUGAACUCUGGAGAUUUAACAGUGGAUGAAAUCACAGCCACAGAUUACUUAAAGCUCAAGGAAUCUGUUUUCGAUGAGUCAUGGUCUAAAGAUGAAAAUGCAUUGGAGAUAGACUUUGGAGCGAUUGAUUUCACAAGUCCUCGUCUUAGUCUUUCUUCUUCGAUUGGAAAGGGAGCUGAUUACAUCUCUAAGUUUAUAUCUUCUAAGCUUGGAGGCAAAUCGGAUAGACUAGAACCUUUGUUGAACUACCUGCUUCGCCUUAACCAUCACGGAGAGAAUCUCAUGAUCAAUGACGAUCUCAACACGGUUGCAAAGCUCCAGAAAUCUCUGAUGCUUGCUGUGAUUGUAGUCUCGACUUACCCAAAACACACACAUUAUGAAACUUUUGCACAAAGGUUGAAGGAGAUGGGAUUCGAGAAAGGUUGGGGAGAUACAGCAGAGAGAGUGAAAGAAACAAUGGUUAUGCUUGCAGAAGUUCUUGAAGCACCAGACAAUGUGAAGUUAGAUUUGCUCUUUAGCAGGCUUCCCACAGUGUUCAACGUUGUGAUAUUCUCUGUCCACGGCUAUUUCGGUCAGCAAGACGUGCUCGGAUUACCAGAUACCGGAGGCCAGGUUGUUUACAUUCUGGAUCAAGUAAGAGCUUUGGAGGAAGAGCUUCUCAUUCGAAUUAACCAACAAGGUCUCGGAUUCAAGCCUCAGAUUCUUGUAGUGACAAGAUUAAUACCCGAAGCAAGAGGAACAAAGUGUGAUCAAGAACUAGAAGCCAUUGAAGGAACUAAGCAUUCUCAUAUUCUCAGGGUUCCUUUUGUUACGGAUAAAGGAAUCCUCCGUCAAUGGGUUUCUCGAUUCGAUAUCUACCCUUUCCUCGAGAGAUUUACUCAGGACGCAACGAGCAAGAUUCUUCAACGCCUUGACUGCAAGCCAGACCUCAUCAUCGGAAACUACACAGAUGGGAAUUUGGUUGCAUCUUUAAUGGCCACCAAACUCGGUGUCACUCAGGGAACGAUCGCUCAUGCUUUGGAGAAGACAAAGUAUGAAGAUUCAGAUGCAAAGUGGAAGGAACUAGAUCCGAAAUACCAUUUCUCAUGUCAGUUCACAGCUGAUUUAAUCGCAAUGAAUGUUACUGACUUCAUCAUUACCAGCACAUAUCAAGAAAUCGCAGGAAGCAAGGACAGGCCAGGACAGUACGAGAGUCACACCGCCUUCACAAUGCCUGGUUUAUGUAGAGUUAUCUCUGGCAUUGAUGUGUUUGAUCCAAAGUUUAACAUUGCUGCUCCUGGCGCGGAUCAAUCUGUAUACUUCCCUUACACAGAGAAGGAAAAACGAUUCACCAAGUUUCAUCCUUCGAUACAAGAACUUCUUUACAAUGAGAAAGACAAUGCCGAACACAUGGGAUAUCUUGCGGAAAGAGAGAAACCGAUAAUCUUCUCAAUGGCGAGACUUGACACAGUGAAGAACAUAACCGGUUUGGUUGAAUGGUAUGGCAAAGACAAGAAACUUAGAGAGAUGGCUAACCUUGUAGUCGUUGCUGGAUUCUUCGACAUGUCAAAAUCUAAUGACAGAGAAGAAAAAGCUGAGAUCAAGAAAAUGCAUGAUCUAAUUGAAAAGUAUAAGCUCAAGGGGAAAUUCAGAUGGAUCGCUGCUCAAACCGAUAGAUACAGAAACAGUGAGCUUUACCGAUGCAUUGCUGAUACAAAAGGAGUCUUUGUUCAACCUGCUUUGUAUGAAGCUUUUGGCUUAACCGUUAUCGAAGCCAUGAACUGUGGACUACCAACGUUCGCCACAAACCAAGGUGGACCAGCAGAGAUAAUCGUUGAUGGUGUCUCUGGUUUCCACAUUGAUCCCAACAAUGGUGAUGAAUCUGUUACAAAAAUUGGAGAUUUCUUCAGUAAAUGCCGUUCAGAUAGUUUGUAUUGGGAUAAUAUCUCUAAAGCUGGUCUCAAACGCAUCUAUGAGUGUUACACAUGGAAGAUUUAUGCAGAGAAGUUGCUUAAAAUGGGAAGCAUUUAUGGAUUUUGGAGACAGGUGAACGAAGAUCAAAAGAAAGCUAAGCAGAGAUACAUUGAAAUGCUUUACAAUCUCCAGUUCAAACAACUGACCAAGAAAGUGACAAUCCCGGAAGAUAAACCUCUGCCUCUGAGACUGGCUUCACUGCGUAACCUCCUUCCCAAAAAAACAACACCUCUUGGAGCAGGAAGUAAGCAGAAGGAAGUCACAGAAGCCGAAAAGACGAAACAGAAAAGUAAAGAUGGUCAAGAACAAAAUGAUGUAAAGGUUGGAGAAAGAGAGGUGAGAGAGAGUUUGCUUGCAGCUGAAGCAUCAGAGAGAACGAAGAAAGUUUUAGAAACUUCGGAAGAGAAACAGAAGCUAGAGAAGAUGAAGAUUGCGUAUGGACAACAACAGAACCAAGGAGCUUCACCGGUUAGAAACUUGUUUUGGUCAGUCGUGGUUUGUCUCUACAUCUGCUACAUUUUGAAGCAGAGGUUCUUUGGUGCUAACUCGGCUCAAGAGAGUUAAAAAGUCUGACCUCGGAUCGAGGAAAAGUAAAAAGUUGAAAAUCUGUAAUGAAUGUAACUACCAUCGAUGUAAAAUUAACUAAUAAAAUCUAAAAUCUAAU
Messenger RNA from Arabidopsis arenosa, 2969 nucleotides. The record is from the annotation of a GenBank genome assembly. NCBI's taxonomy places the organism in Eukaryota, Viridiplantae, Streptophyta, Magnoliopsida, Brassicales, Brassicaceae.